CAUGGCUACACUGACAUUUGCAUUUUGCUUGGCUUGUUUCGGAAAUUUCCAAUUCUUUAAGAAAAAAUAAAAUUUAAUUUAUUUUAAACAAAAAAAUCCAACAAGAAACCAAAAAAUGGCUCGACGUGGAGCACAAGCUGAAGAUUUAUCAAAUGUUGAAUUUGAAACUAGCGAAGAUGUUGAAGUUAUACCCACAUUCAAUUCGAUGAACCUCAAAGAGGAACUCUUGCGGGGUAUCUAUGCAUACGGUUUCGAAAAGCCAUCGGCAAUUCAACAAAGAAGUAUUAAGCCAAUUGUAAAAGGACGCGAUGUUAUUGCCCAAGCACAAUCAGGUACAGGUAAAACGGCGACAUUUUCCAUUUCCAUAUUACAAAGUUUGGAUACAACACUGCGUGAGACACAAGUUUUGUGUCUCUCGCCAACUCGUGAAUUGGCUGUACAAAUUCAAAAGGUUAUACUUGCUUUGGGCGAUUUCAUGAAUGUUCAAUGUCACGUUUGCAUUGGUGGCACUAAUUUGGGUGAAGAUAUCAGGAAAUUGGAUUAUGGACAGCAUAUUGUUAGUGGAACACCAGGUCGUGUAUUUGAUAUGAUUAAAAGGAGAGUUCUUCGAACAAGAGCAAUCAAAAUGUUGGUUCUCGAUGAAGCCGAUGAAAUGUUGAACAAAGGGUUCAAAGAACAAAUUUACGAUGUCUACAGAUAUUUGCCACCAGCAACACAAGUUGUGUUGAUUUCGGCAACACUUCCUCAUGAAAUCCUUGAGAUGACCUCAAAGUUCAUGACAGAUCCAAUUCGUAUACUUGUAAAACGUGAUGAAUUGACAUUGGAAGGAAUCAAACAAUUCUUCGUAGCUGUCGAACGUGAAGAAUGGAAAUUCGAUACUUUGUGUGACCUCUAUGACACUCUAACAAUCACACAAGCCGUUAUAUUCUGCAACACCAAACGUAAGGUCGAUUGGUUGACUGAGAAAAUGCGUGAAGCUAAUUUCACAGUUAGCUCCAUGCACGGUGACAUGCCACAAAAAGAACGUGAUGAAAUUAUGAAGGAAUUCCGCGCUGGACAAAGUCGUGUUCUCAUCACAACAGAUGUCUGGGCUCGUGGUAUUGAUGUACAACAGGUAUCGUUGGUCAUCAACUAUGACCUGCCGAAUAAUCGUGAGUUGUACAUUCAUCGUAUUGGUCGUUCGGGUCGUUUCGGACGCAAGGGUGUCGCAAUUAAUUUCGUCAAAUCUGACGACAUUCGUAUUCUUCGAGAUAUUGAACAAUACUACUCAACGCAAAUCGAUGAAAUGCCAAUGAACGUGGCUGAUUUAAUUUAAAUUCCAAAACAAAAACAUUUAUCACCUUCUAUAAUGAAUUUUAAUUUUAUAAAUAUUUAAAACUCUCAAUAAAUUGUAUUCAUUUUUUUUUCAUUAAACUAUGUUUAAUA
Molecule: messenger RNA, 1425 nt
Organism: Episyrphus balteatus (marmalade hoverfly)
Lineage: Eukaryota; Metazoa; Arthropoda; Insecta; Diptera; Syrphidae
Product: eukaryotic initiation factor 4A-III
Exons: 4
Coding region: 116-1315 (399 amino acids)
Cellular component (GO): catalytic step 2 spliceosome; nucleolus
Molecular function (GO): ATP binding; mRNA binding; RNA helicase activity
Source: RefSeq, a predicted model, not a curated record